AUGCGAAAAGUCUUGUGUGAUGCGCUGCACUCGAUAUUAGCGCUUUUGACCGCUUCAGAUAUGCCAGAAAUACUACACUGCGCAAACACGAGCUAUAAACCACUCUACAUGAUCAAAGAUGGGAGGCUCAAGGAGGACAACCCCCUUGACCUAAGCCAGUCCUUUACGGAACUUUGCGAAGCAUGUCGAAGAGGUGACAUGAAAACCUGUCAAGAGAAGAUUACAGAGGGCGUUAAUAUUAAUGCGAGAGAUUUGUUUGAUUGCACGCCGCUGAUCCUUGCUAGCCUUUGCGGUCACUAUGAAGUGGUACGGCUUCUCCUUGAAUCCGGUGCAUUGUGUGAGCGUGAUACUUUUCAGGGCGAAAGAUGUCUAUACAAUGCGCUGAACGAUAGAAUACGAAAUUUACUCCUUCAAUAUGAUUAUUCGAAAUCCACGGAUCCCUUACAGCCGUUUGCCGCUCAUCUGGCCACGUUGUUAUCACAAGAUCGCCCUUCAACUUCAGAUAUUGUAGUCACAGCAUUGGAUAAACCAUUUCACUUACAUAAAUUUGUAUUAUCUGCGCGCUCGCCGUCCUUUGCAAAGAAGCUAUUAAGUGCCCCUGCGGCCAAAUCGUGGGAACUUCCACCUACAAUCCCCCCAGAAGCGUUUGACAUAGGUUUGAGAUCUGGACCGGGAACUGGUUUCACCGAAGCAGAAAUUUUGGGUAGCGUUGAAAGAGUUGCCAAACAUCUGGAACUUAUUGGUCUCGUCGAGUCCAUUCUCGACAGGGGAGAUAGAAGGCUGGUCAGACAGCGACGAGCAGAGGCAACUUCAAAGGGACGUGACCAGAUGGAAUCGUGGUUUCGAGAAAAUGUUCUCAAGUGUAAACUUGUCAUUGAAACUGACAAGGUCAAUAAGUUGAAAGUGAAAAGGGACAACAGGAUAUUUGCUGAUAUAUUACUUCGUGCAGAUGAACCUGUGGUCGAGGAGCUGCGACAGACCGAAAACAUGCAAAAACUAGAUGACCAUGACUCCGCAACCGACGACCAAAUUCCAGUGGGCCCAACACCACGGCUGCCGUCGCCUGCCGCGUCACUGCCGCCACAAAAGCCUCGCAAGUCAUCUAUUUUCCCCGCCCAUAAAGCGAUGCUUCUCCGCUCCGAUUUCUUCAGUGUGAUGUUUUCUUCCACUUUUAGGGAAGCCCAAGUAACGGAGAACUUACAAAUAAUACGCAUCGACUGUUCUCCUGAGGCGUUGGAAGUCGUCCUCAUCUAUUUAUACACAGACAGAGUCGAAUUCCCAUUAUCGUUAGCUGUUGAAGUUCUUUAUGCGGCAGAUAUGCUUUGUAUUGAAAGGCUGAAGUCCAAAGCAGCGGUGUUGAUUAGCUCCCUUGGAAAUGGCAACAUGAAACCGAAACAGGCACAGAACGAGGACGAAAAAGCUACCAAACAGGCAGAUGCCGCUCAAAAAGGAAAUCAGCAGGAUGUAGAUGAUGAAGACGUAGAUAUUUACGAACUCAUUCGAGCAGGAUGGACGUUCCGCGUUCAGCGCCUGGAGGAAUUCGCCGCUCGAUAUCUUGCUUACCGCCUUGAGUCGCACAUCGAUUUGCCGGAGUUUGCGAAACUGGUUGCCGAGUCAGCAGCCCGUAUCAAAGAGCGGCAGGAAACUGAUUCCAUCGAACUCGUAGACGAUAUUCGAUUCUAUCUCAGCGAGAGAUUCAGGUUGCGGUUCGAAGAUGCUGGUCUGGACCAGAUCAUGGACGAAACCCGCAAGGUGGCAGAGGGCGAUGGCGCUGAGGAUGGCAACGUAGUCGAAGCGAAUAACCCUUCUAACAAUGAUGGUGAAACUGAUACUCCCCAUCCAGGACCGGGAGCUUCGAAAAUGCGAGAAGGUGAAGCCAUCAAUGCCAGCGAUCGCAAACUUCAACCAGGAACUGGUUUGGCUUCUGACGAUCUGAGCCAUCCCUUCAGAACUCUGGACGGUCAUGUUGCAGGAGACGAGUUCGCAAGGGACGCUGCGGACUAUCAGAUUUUACUGGAUAAACUGGAUCGUCUCUUGGAGAAGCUUGGUUUGGAGGCAUAG
This is a messenger RNA of Histoplasma mississippiense, 2061 nucleotides long. RefSeq lists its product with no specific name. Gene Ontology annotation, molecular function: protein binding. The transcript has 5 exons. Gene Ontology annotation, cellular component: ubiquitin ligase complex; cytoplasm. The record is from RefSeq and is a predicted model, not a curated record. The coding region runs from base 1 to 2061 and encodes 686 amino acids. NCBI's taxonomy places the organism in Eukaryota, Fungi, Ascomycota, Eurotiomycetes, Onygenales, Ajellomycetaceae.